UGCGCCAUGGAAGAGGGACCGAAGUCGUGCCCGUUCCCCGUGCUGGUAAAGGGGGACUGGGGGGCCGCGGAUCCCCCCAAGGGCGUGAAAAACAAACUCCUCUGCUACUUCCAGAGCCGGAAGAGGUCUGGCGGAGGCGAGUGCGAGCUGCAGCUGCGUUCCGGCCGGGUCCUGGUUUGCUUUGCCCAGGAAGAAGUGAGGCAGAGAGUUCUAUCCCAAAAGAUCCAUGAGCUUGACUUGGCUGGGAAAGAAAAAUUGGUACUGACGGUCACACCACACGAAAGAGCUGAUGCCCCAGAGCAGAAAGUUCCUGAACAGGUUUCUGAAAAAGAAGAUCGUCCAGGAGAGACAGACCUGCCAGCGUCUUCCCUUGUUGUUCUUGAAAAUGUCGAAGAAUCCAUCACGCAUGACAUGUUGAUGCUACUGGUGGAAAAUAUUUCAGGAGGAAACAACUUCCAAGUUGAAUUAAUAACGGAGAAAAAAGCUGCUGUGAUAACCUUUCAGCAAAAUAAUGAUGCUGCAAGCUUUCUUCACAGAUGUGCACAGAACUCGAGAUUUAAAUCAUUCAACAUUACUGCCAGAUCUCUUGAACUAACAAAUAUGAUCAAAGUUCCUGGAACUUCCCAAGAAUUUUUAGUCCUUUACUUUGAAAACCCAAAGAAUGGUGCAGGACAAGUGUCCAAUAUUGAAAUGUGUCCUGGGGAGGAUUCUGCCAUUGUUACUUUUGAUCACCACCAAGUUGUGCAGAUAGUACUGGAAAAGAAACAUUCUUUUAGAAGUCAGCCAUUGUCGGUUUACCCAUACUAUAGUUCUUUGGACACAGUUUUAUAUGGAAAGGAGAGGCCACAGAUCAAAAUGCCAGAGCCGGUCAGUGUCCCCUUAGAUCCUUAUAUCUGGCAGUUCAUACAGACACAGCCUAAACUACUGGAGGAGAUAAAUAAGGAAAUGGCACAUUGUUACUGUGAACUAACGUGGCCUCAAGUGACUUGCCAGCACCCGGAGGUCAUGAUAUGUCCUUCAGCUGCCUUACCUAAGCAAAAAGGGUCUGUGUUGAAAUCCAUCAAGGGCUGGAAAGACAAGGCUUCUAUGGAGUUUACAUGCAUCAUGUCAAAGUUCAAGACCGCUAAAUGUAAAAUAAUCUCAACAGCAUGGGACACCAUAAAGACUACUUUGAUAAAGGGUGAUGUUUUGGCCAUUCCAGAUGUUCGCAAAGAAACUGUUACUCUGGCAGGUUUCGUAUUCACUGUAGAUGGCGUGGAGAAGAUGAUACAAGAACACGUAGAAAAUGUCACCAAAGACGAGGAAAGAGCAAAACAAACUAUAGAAGAAACUGUGUCAGUCACUCCAGCCAAAUAUGCUGUUUUGCACCGUGUGUUGCUAGAAGAGAAUGUCUAUAAAAACAACCCAGAUUUAAAACUCCUUUAUAAUCCUUCAGCGAAGAUUCUGCGGCUACAUGGAAUAAAUACAGAAGUGUAUAAAAUGAAAAGCAUCGUGCUGGAGAGGUUGCACAAAAUGGAAGAGAAAAAAAUCAACGUUCACUCGAGUGUUUUUCAGUUCCUACAGCAUGCAAAUAGCAAACAGGCGUCCGUGAAAAUAUUUGGUGCCAAUAAAAUUAAUGCUUCCUAUGAGCUUGCUCCUGAUUGUGUUGUGCUGGUAGGAUGUUCUCCUGAAGUUCUCUGGAAUGCAGAGGAACAGAUGAAGAAAGACUUGGAUCAGAAACAGAUUACUUUAGAGAACCAAGAAAUUAUCAAGAAAAGGGAGUGGAAAGAAUUAAUUAGAGAAUUGCAGAGGAAGCACAAUUCUUCUGAAGAAGCUGUCAUAAUUGAUGACUGUCUUGUUUUGGGGCAAGAUGGAAAGGUAACUAUAGCUGGCUACACAAAAAUUGUAACAGAAGUUUAUCAGGAGCUGUUUCAGUUUGUUGAAAGAAACACUCAUGUGAUAAAAGAAAUUUCAGCCAAGUGUGUGGCGGUUGUGAAGUUUGUGGAGAAGGAAAAGAAAGAAUUUUGGUCCAGCUUGAGGAAGAAAGGUGUGAAAAUUGAGUUUGGCCCACAGGCUAAAUAUAAGAGCAUUGUGCUGAGUGGAUCCAAAGCAGAGGUCCUGGCUGCAACUGCUAAGGUUGGACAAUUGCUGUCUUUGGUGUAUUCUCUCUGUGUGGUAAUUGAUAAACCAGGAGCAAAAUCAUUUUUCGGAAACCGAGAAUAUUCCUACAUUAGUGAAGCCAAAGAAAACUUUGGCUGUUUGAUCAGACUGCAGAAAGAAGAAGAAGAUAUUGAGGGCUCUAAGGAGAAGAUAGGUCACCCCCACUCUGAAAUAAAGUUAAAAGAUGGUGUUGUGAUAACCGUUCGUAAGGGUGACUUGACCCAUUAUCCAGUUGAUGUUGUAGUGAAUGCAUCGAAUGAAGAACUAAAGCAUAUUGGGGGCCUUGCUGAAGCUUUGUUAAAAGCAGCGGGCCGUGAACUGCAAAGAGAAUGUGAUGAACAUGUGAGAAACUAUGGACGGUUGAAGCCCGGCUAUGCGGUUAUCACAGGUGCUGGGAAUCUUCCGUGUAAACAGGUAAUUCAUGCUGUUGGACCAAGGUGGAAGAAUGAAGAAAGAGCAAAAUGUACAGUACAGUUAAAGAAAGCUGUGAAGGAAAGUCUGCGUCUGGCAGAAACAUACAAUCAUCGCUCGAUAGCCAUCCCUGCCAUUAGCUCUGGAAUCUUUGGGUUCCCAUUGAAAGAAUGUGCCUGUUCCAUUGUGACAGCCAUCAAAGAGAGCUUGGAAGAAUCUAGUGAGAAUGGAUGUGUGAAAAAGAUCUGCCUUGUGGAUAUGUCAGAUAAAACAAUUCUGGCUUUCGCUGACGCCUUGAAUGAAGUGUUCAGAGAGAGAUCUCCCCAACCCAAAUCACCAGCGCCUCCCCACAAGGAGAAGCCGCCCAGAUCCAUCAGAGAAGACGUUCCUGUGGUGUUUUCUGCUGAAGGCUUGAAACUCAUACUUGUGGAAAAAGGCAUUGAAGAUGCUGUGACGGACGUCAUCGUAGGCAGUGUCGGCGAAGAUCUAAAGCUUGGUGUGGGUCCACUGUCCAAAGCUCUGCUGAGAAAGGCUGGCCGUCAGCUGCAAGAUGAGUUUGAUGACCAGGUGUUCCAACAAGGACAACAGGCCGGCUGCGUGAUCCAAACCAGUGGAUACAAUCUGCCCUGCAAAUCUGUGCUUCAUGUUGUUGUUCCUUCAUGGAAUGCAGGGAAAGGAAAUGGAAUUCAGGUUCUUCGAGAUAUUGUGAAAGAAUGCCUGGAGAAAACAGAAGCACUGUCUUUAAAUUCUAUCUCAUUCCCAGCACUUGGGACUGGAGGGUUUGGCUUUCCUAAGUCUGAAGUCGCAAAAUUAAUGUUUGAGGAGGUGCUUCAGUUCAGUAGCAGGAAGAAUCUGAAGUCUCUUCAGGAAGUUCAUUUUCUUUUGCAUCCAAGUGAUGAAAAAAACAUAAAGGCAUUUUAUGAGGUGUUUGAAUCCAGGAUUGGGAAAAGUCCCACGCUUGGGACCCCAAAUGAUGGAAAAAGUGCAGGUUUCUUUGGACCCAUUUCAACCCCAGUUUUGGGAAUUCAUGAAAUGCAGAUUGGAAUGAUUAAAUUACAGGUUGCCACAGGAGAUAUAACAAAGGAGAAUACAGAUGUUAUUGUAAAUAUAUCAAAUGCAAAUUUUAAUGCCAAAUCAGGUGUCUCCAAGGCCAUUUUGGAAAGUGCUGGACCUCAGGUGGAAGCAGAAUGUGCAUUACUUGCUUCGCAGCCUAACAAUGGAUUUAUAACCACCCAAGGUGGUAAUCUGAUCUGUAAGAACAUUAUCCACCUUAUCCCUGACUCUGACAUCAAAGCUCAGGUCUCCAAAGUGCUCCAGGAGUGUGAGCUGAAGAAGUACACAUCUGUUGCCUUCCCUGCAAUUGGAACAGGCCAGGGUGGUAAGAGUGCAGAGGAUGUAGCUGAUGAAAUGAUUGGUGCAAUUGCUGACUUUGCAGGCAAGAAAUCACCCCAGCACUUAAGUGUCAUUAAAAUAGUCAUUUUCCAGCCACACAUGCAAAAUGCCUUUUAUGCUUGUAUGAAAAAAAAAGAAGGCUCUGCAUUGCCCUCCUCAGAAUCCCUGUUUUCUAGAUUUAAAACAUAUAUCACUGGUAAAAAACCGCCUCUCCCAAAGAAACGUGUCUUGGUUUUGGAAAAGAAAUCUGAAGUUGCAGUGUUUGAAAUUUGUGGUGAACAAAAAAAAAACGUAGAUGACACUGAGGCCUGGUUAAAACAACUGAUUCUGCAGGAGCAGGCAGAAAAGCGUAUCCCUGAUGAGUUAAUUGAAAUGUUUGAAGAUGCAGAAAUUAAGCAAUUGAAUGACCUGCAGAGAAGAUUACACAUUGCCAUUCACCUGGAUAGAAAGCAGUCUCCUCCUUCAAUUACAGUGUCUGGCAUUCCCCGGGAUGUCUUGGAGGCCUUCACAGAAAUUCAGACACUGAUCCAAAGAAUGAAAGAUAAUCGGGAGGAGCAAUCCAUGGGAAAACUUGUUCAAAAUCUGGUUGAAUGGCAGUAUUCACCAAAUGGGGAUCUAUUCCAACCUGUUGAUUUGCUAGACAAUCUCCAUUUAGAAAAUGCUAAAGGUGAUAAUACUGGGCUGGUGAAGAUCAGUAUUCAAGGAAAGAGCUACAUGGCAGAUGUACAGAACAGGACUGCUACAGACAACCAGGGAAAAAGAAUAAGCAUUAGGCGCAUUGCAAAGGAGGAAGGUAAACUGUUAGUAGGACUUCCCCCAAAUUGGGAGGAUAUGAAGGGAGCCCUUCUGAAAAGUGUUUCAUUGCAACCUCAAACGACAGAAUAUCAAGAUGUUGAAAGAAGAUUCCGGGCCACCUGUCCUACGCAGAAAAUAGAAAAGAUUGAAAGGAUUCAAAAUCCUUAUCUCUGGCAAUCCUACAAAGUCAAAAAGGAAUUAAUGGAAAAUCAGAACGGCCACACAAACAAUGAAAAGCUUCUGUUUCAUGGGUCUCCCAGUUCGACAGUCAUCCCAAUUAACCAGACUGGAUUUAAUCGCAGCUAUGCUGGAAAGAAUGCUGCAAUGAUUGGAAAGGGCACCUAUUUUGCCGUGAACGCCAACUAUUCUGCAAACGAUACAUAUUCAACACCAGAUGCCAACGGUAGAAAAUUUAUGUAUCUUGCUCGGGUCCUCACUGGAGAGUUUUGCCGUGGACAAAGCAGCUACAUUACUCCACCACCCAAAACUGGGGGGGUUGACCUGUAUGACAGUGUAACUGACAAUAUGCAGAAUCCAUCCAUGUUCGUCAUAUUUCAUGAUGCUCAGGCUUAUCCAGAAUAUCUUAUUACUUUCAGAAAAUAAGCUGCCUUUCACUGAAAGUGCUUCCUUAUGCUUUCCUAAAAAUCUUUUAAAGUUGGAAUUUGAAUGCAGAUAUCUUCAUAAGAAUGAUUUUUAACAGAAAAGCCCAAAUGAUUUUGACUGUGAUCCUACAGAAAUCUAACAAAAAUUUGUGCCAGGGUAUGCAAUUUCGUGAGCCACAGUUCACUUCUUGUGGCUUACAAAAGCUCAUAGCCUGCUGCAAAUUUUGUUAGUCUUUAAGGCACUCUUGCUCUUUUCUACUGGAGUGGGUGAACUGUUUCCUAGAGUAGAAAUAAAUAUUACUGCCUGCACAGCCACAGAUGCCUGUUGAGAAGUGGGUGUUUUAGAAAACAACAGAGCUUUUAAAGAGGGGAAUUGAUAGGAGCAAGGGAGCAAGAGUGUGCAUUUGUGCUCCGGUCUUUAAAAACCCACGAGGUGCAGCCCUGCUCCACCCACUGAGGAUUUUGAAAGCUCUGUGAAUGCUGGAGGGGGCUGCAGCAAAACCUACAAAGGAAGCAUGGGCUGGCUUUUUUGUUUCCAUUGAUUUCUGCUCUUGCAUGCUAAUUUUUCUUGCUCCCGUCCCUUGCAACUGCUUCUGGACAUUAGUUUGUAAAGGAGGUUGGUUGGAGAAAAGUGGCUACAAGUUCCUUCUGCCAUCUGCGUGAAUUGAAAGAAAUUCCAAGUCUUGGAAUAAUGAGGUUCUUCAAAUGGUCUCAGAGCUAUCAGUGAAAAGAAUAAACCCACAAAGAUUUGAGAAUGAGAGGAAAUCCCCACCCUCCACUGGACCCUACUCUCUUCCCUCUUGCUUUGGGGCACUGGCUACCCAAAAGGGCGGCUGAGACCUUGUGAGGUUUUUGUUUGGGAUCUUGGUGCUUUAAAAACAUUUUUAUUUAAUCACAUUUCCUUUUUUAUUUUACUUUGCACAUUUUUUUUAGAUCUGGGGAGUAUCCAAAGUUUGCAGAAAUUUGAACUUUAGACUUGGGUACCUCCCCUCCUCACAGUUAUUUAUAUUUUUGAUCCUUUAACGGGUGGGGGUAAUCACUAGUGGCUACUUAAAGUCUUAAAUCCAGAUAGAUUACUGCCAUCCAUAAGUAUACAGUGACGCAUCCAAUUUAUUUUCUUACCAAUUCAUCAUAAUGCCAUUUAACGAA
Molecule: messenger RNA, 6488 nt
Organism: Gekko japonicus
Lineage: Eukaryota; Metazoa; Chordata; Lepidosauria; Squamata; Gekkonidae
Gene: PARP14
Product: poly(ADP-ribose) polymerase family member 14
Exons: 17
Coding region: 7-5340 (1777 amino acids)
Biological process (GO): negative regulation of gene expression
Cellular component (GO): cytoplasm; nucleus
Molecular function (GO): transcription corepressor activity; NAD+ poly-ADP-ribosyltransferase activity
Source: RefSeq, a predicted model, not a curated record